Molecule: messenger RNA, 2319 nt
Organism: Leptonychotes weddellii (Weddell seal)
Lineage: Eukaryota; Metazoa; Chordata; Mammalia; Carnivora; Phocidae
Gene: SLC60A2
Product: solute carrier family 60 member 2
Biological process (GO): transmembrane transport
Molecular function (GO): D-glucose transmembrane transporter activity
Source: RefSeq, a predicted model, not a curated record
UCGACUUCCCCGCCCUGACCAGGGGGCAGUUCCUGGGGAAGUGGCUCCAGCCGGGACGGCCGGGCCUGCAGAGGCGGAGCCGGGGCUUGGCUCCCAGUGCCCGAGGCUCCGCUGAGAAGCCGGGCGGCAGCAAGACCGCUUCUCCUGAGCCGCCGAACUGGAGUUGGAGCUGGAACUCCGUGGGGCCGGGGCCCCGGCUGCCGGGCAGCGGCUCCUCGGGGCCGAGGCCGCGGCGGAGAAUGAGGCGGUGGUGGUGGCGGGCUGCCGGCGGAGCCGCCAGGCUGGAAGCAUGCUGCGCUGGUUCAUAACCGUGAUCCUGUGUGCUGCCUUCCUGGGGCUGGGAAUGAGUGUUGCUAUACUGGGACCGACAUUUCAAGAUUUGGCAACAAAUGUGAACCGCAAUAUUAGCAGUCUUUCUCUGAUUUUUGUGGGCCGUGCCUUUGGAUUUUUAAGUGGCUCAGUGAUUGGUGGAGUUCUUCUUGACAUUAUGAAUCAUUUUCUACUUUUGGGGGUGUCAAUGUUGACCACCACAGUUGGUCUUUAUCUUGUUCCAUUUUGUAAGACAGCAGUAUUACUGAUUGUCAUGAUGUCCGUCUUUGGUGUUUCAGCUGGCAUUCUGGAUACAGGUGGUAACGUCCUAAUCUUGGCUAUCUGGGGGGACAGAGGAGCCCCACAUAUGCAGGCCUUACACUUCAGUUUUGCCUUGGGUGCCUUUUUGGCUCCACUGCUGGCUAAGUUGGCAUUGGGCACGACGGUGUCUGCUGAAAACCACGCAGAGCCUAACUCUAACCAUUCUGCCCUCAACCAGUCAUCUGACGCUGACUCAGAAUCUCUACUCGGAGUACCUGACAAUAUGAAUUUACUGUGGGCGUAUGCUGUUAUUGGUACUUACGUUUUUGUAGUUGCUACCUUUUUUUUGGCUCUGUUUUUAAAGAAGAGCUCAAGGCAGGAAAAAGCAAAAGCAUCUGCUCAGAGGUCUCGAAGAGCUAAAUACCACAAUGCCCUUCUUUGUCUCCUUUUUUUGUUCUUCUUUUUUUAUGUUGGAGCCGAGGUAACAUAUGGCUCUUACGUUUUCACGUUUGCGACCAGCCACACAGGCAUGACGGAAAGUGAAGCGGCUGGGUUGAACUCCAUCUUCUGGGGGACCUUUGCAGCCUGCAGGGGCCUAGCAAUCUUUUUUGCUACAUGUUUACAACCUGGAACCAUGAUUGUGUUAAGCAACAUUGGCAGCCUGACAUCAUCCUUAUUGUUGGUGCUUUUCGACAAGAGCCCAGUUUGUCUCUGGAUAGCGACUUCGGUAUAUGGGGCCUCGAUGGCAACCACGUUUCCCAGUGGUGUUUCUUGGAUUGAGCAGUACACAACCAUCCAUGGGAAAUCUGCAGCAUUUUUUGUAGUCGGUGCUGCCCUGGGAGAAAUGGCUAUUCCUGCAAUAAUUGGAAUUCUUCAAGGACAAUACCCUGAUUUGCCUGUAGUUUUGUACACCUGUUUGGGGGCAUCGAUAGCCACUGCUAUUUUAUUUCCCGUGCUCUAUAAAUUGGCCACCUCACCUCUCAGUCAGCAGCGAAAAGAACACACAAAAAGCGAGGACCAGAAAGCUUUGCUGUCUAGUUCUGAGCUAAAUGACUAUGAGGAAGACAAUGAAGAAGAGGAUGCAGAAAAAUGGAAUGAAAUGGAUUUUGAAGUGAUUGAAAUGAAUGAUACAAUGAGGAAUUCUGUAAUAGAGACAUCUAAAAAUAUUUUGAUGGAGCCCUUGGCUGAAAUCUCCAGUCAAUUCCACUCCAGUGCAGUGGUAUUGGAGUCCCCUCAAGUUAAUAGUGGCCAGUUCCCUGUGAAUCACUUGCAAGAAACCAGGCUAAAAGGGACUAACACCUAGAGAAGAUGGAUUAUUCUGACCUCCUUGAAUAAUCUCCACUUGUAAAGAAGCCAGUCAGAGCAGAACAUUAACAGAUCUUCAACAUGCUUUGGGGAUCAAAAUUUCUAGGUCAGAGUAUAGCAAAUGCUACAAAGUUUUGAAAGGUUCUGUAAUUCCAGAGUUUUCCAUAAAGAACAAAUGGUCUCGUCUGGCAGGAUCUUACUGUGAGGCUGGUGUUUGGCAUGUGGCUGAUUAGGUAAUGUUUUAUGGUCUCCACCCCUCAGAGCAUGCAAAGAAGGUGUUUGUUGUUGAGAAGUUGGGUGCUGUUCUAAUAGAACGAAACCAUCUAAUAGUUGAAUUGAUUAGCUGAACAAAUGAUCAGUCUUCAGUAUUCUACCAGGGAAGUAGAGGAGUGUCCUUUCAUAAAAGAGCAACUUUGAGGGCGCCUGGGUGGCUCAGUUGGUUAA